CCAGAGAACCGGGUGGGAGGACGGGAGGCGGUUGUUCAGUAACCUGGGCUGGCUGUCGGUGUCCCCGGCUACUGUCGCGAUUAGCAACCGUUGCCGCUGACAGCUCCACGAGGAAGUACACAGUCAACGUUUGACCCGCGAGCUCCAUCUUUGAAAUAAACCCAGAGGUGUGGAGUAAUGAGUGUGGGGGAGUGAAGGAGGCAGGUGUCCCAGAAGAACAUUGGCAGACAAGUUGGAGGCCAGGCAAGGAUGCUGGAGGCGGAUGCAGACACAGCAGGUGCAGCUGCAGAGAGAGAAGGGGAAGCAGAGAUGGGGAGCGGGGACUUGAGGGCUGAGGUGGUGCGGCUGACUCUGGAGCUCCAGGAGGCCACAGAGGAGAAACUGCAGGCAGCCCGCUAUGGCCUGGUGGUGCUGGAGGAAAGUGCUGCCCUGAAGACGAAACAUAGGCAGCUGGAAGAGGAGCAUGAAGUGCUCAAAGGGGAGCUGCAGCAGCUUAGAGAGGCAUUUGCAGAUUCUGUGAGCAGCCAGAAGCGUGCAGCUGCGGAUGGAGAGUGCCGGGAGGAGAACCUGCUGCAGGAAACUGCCACGAAGGAGGCUGCCAUGGCAACCCGCAUGGAGGAACUCCAGGCAGAGCUCAAGCAAUCACGCCUUGCUCUGAGCAAUGCACAUGCAGAGAUCGAUAGACUGGCGGUGGUCUCCUCCCAGCUUAAGAAGGAGUGUGAGUGUCUGGAGGCAGAAAAGGGCCAUCAGAGGGAUGAGAUGAAGGAAUAUAAAGUUCGUGAGCUUCGCCAGUUGCAGGACAAUGGCGAACUGGAAGAAGAGAACAUAUCUCUGCAAAAACAAGUGUCUGUGCUCAAGGAAAACCAGGUUGAGUUUGAAUCAAUAAAGUUGGAGCUGACCCAGAAGAACGAGGAGCAGGAGGAGCUGCGAGCUCAGAUGGAGGAGGCUGCGAGGCUGAGGGAGAUAGCAGAGAGGCAGCUGGAUGAGGCCCUGGAAGCCUUGAAGGAGGAGAGGGAGCAGAAGAACUGUCUGCGGCGAGAGCUCUCCGCCCUGACCCUUAACCCCUUUGAUUCUGUGGGGAACCUGGAGCUCCACUUGGAGCAGCUGGAUGACAGCCAGGAGGAGGGCCAGGGGGGAGAGGGAGAGGGCGAGGGAGAAGAACAGGACAGCGGCAUUAAUAACGGUCCUGGGUCUGCUCCCGGUUCUGCUCACCCUCCUCACUUGGGGGGCUCCAAAAGUAACGGCCUCAUCCAUCGCUACUCCACUCCACGCACCAGUGACGUGUUCCUGCGUGCUCCAGCGUCUGGGCUGGUGUCGGACCUGCUGAGCGAGCUGCACUUUUCAGACAGUCAGAAACUAAAACAGCAACUUCUACAGGCAGAACGAGAGAAAUCCGGUCUGACAAGCAAAGUGGAGGAACUCCAGAUGCAGCUGAUGAUGACCAAACAGGCACUCAGUCAGCAAGAGGACAAAGUCGGAUCUCUCACCCAGCAGCUGGAUGCUGUGCAGAACAGCCAGCAGCACAACCAGGAUGCAGACGACAGGGGAGAUGAUGAGACGGAGAACGGAGGCGACGGAAAUGCAGUCUUUGACUAUGAAGUAGACACCAAGAGCAAGGAAGUGCUGGAGGCGCGCAUGCGUUCAGCCAGCGAAGAGCUUCUGAAGCUACGAGAUGAACUGUCUCAGGCAGGUGCUCGUUAUAACACGCUGGAGCACAGGUACAAGCAGGAGAAGGAUCGUUGGAGGGCAGAGGCCCAGGAGCUGGCUGACAAGAUCCGUCAAUGCAUCAAGUCCAGCAAGCAGGACCAGGAGCGCAUCAGCGAGCUGGAGAAGGAGAUCGGAGCCACACGGAAAGUGGCCAUUGAUUCGGAAGGGCACUUGAGCGUCGCCCAGGAAGAGCUACUGGCUUUCUCUGAGGAGCUCUCCAACCUCUAUCACCACAUCUGCGUGUGCAACAACUUGACACCCAAACGAGUCACUCUGGACUAUUACCGUGAUGGUGCGAGGUCAAGUGCUGGAGGUGGUGCACGACGAUCACACUACGUCUACCCCCAGCACAAUGCCCAGAAGAAGCCACGAGGUAAUGACAUGUUCAGCUCCAAAGCUUCUGCACUGCAGUUUAUGGGGGAGGUGGACAGUGCAGGAACCAGCACAGAGUCCCCUACCUGCCCUGGAUCCCCCACCCUGGAUUUUAGGGACCCUUCAAACGUCCGCAACUUGGUAGCGGUCAUCCGUUGCCAGAUCAAACACCUUCGGGUGGCGGUGGACCUCUGUCGUCAGAGGGGCGCGAUGCCUUACUCAGGGUUCAGCAGUGGAGAGUCGGAGCGGGAUGCUGAGAGCCUCAUGGAAGAAGUACUCAAACUCAAGUCACUUCUCAGCACCAAGAGAGAACAGAUUGCAACCCUCAGGACUGUCCUGAAGGCUAACAAACAGACUGCAGAGUUGGCCCUGUCCAAUUUGAAAACCAAGUACGAGACAGAGAAGAGCAUGGUGUCAGAGACCAUGAUGAAACUGCGGAACGAGCUCAAAGCCUUGAAGGAGGACGCCGCCACCUUCUCUUCACUGCGAGUCAUGUUUGCCAGUCGGUGUGACCAGUAUGUCACCCAGUUGGAUGAGAUGCAGAGGCAGCUGGCAGCAGCCGAAGACGAGAAGAAGACACUGAAUUCUCUGCUGCGUAUGGCCAUCCAGCAGAAGCUGGCUCUCACUCAGCGUCUGGAGGACCUGGAAGCCCCUCUGUCUCCCCACAGCUUGAACAGCAGCCCCCGCCGCUCCCGGGCCAAAGAGCUCGCCACCAAGUCAGGCCGGGCUCCACGGAGCCCCCGGAGCAGUCCUGCUCGCCCUCCACUGAGAAGCAGUCCACGAGCUAGCCCUGUUCUCGGCGGCAGCGUUUCUGCUAUGGCCACGCACCACCUGCGAAGCUUAACCCGAAGCCUCCACACAAGCCCUCGCUGAAACACUCCUUCCAUUACUCCAAACCCCUUCUUCUCCAUAAGGACCUGUCUCCAUGUUGACUCCCCAGGCUCCCUCCUCCUUUCCUGACUCAAGACAUCCUGUCCAUCCCAGAUAUGAUGCAACAUUCCCCAAUCUACCCACCAGAACCAUGGAUUUAAAAAAAAAAUAAAAAAAAAAAAAAUCUCUCAUCCCGCCCUCUUGGUUUUCUCUGCUCGGAGCGGAGAAACCUGCAUGCAGCCUGGAGAAGGAUGAAGAGACAAAAUGUGCUGCUCAUUGCUCUGUGAAGUCAUUGACUGUCUUUGUCCCUGAGUGGAUCCAACUUCCAUCUGGUCUUGUUCAAGGCUGCUGUGUGUUGUGGUGAACCAUUGACAGUAUUUAUCCCAGAACGAGAGACUUUUGGUGUGCAGUAUUUACUGUCCUCAGACUCUGAAUCAAGGCUACGAUCUGUUUUAAGUCUUUACACUCUUGCCUUUAGUCUGGCGUCCCGGUCAGGCCUGUCUGGCGUCUUUUAGUGUCUGUAAGCCAUUAGAUCAUCUGUGAUAGCUCUCCCAGGUAGAUGUUUUUGUAGAACAAGCAGCCUUAACAUAACUGCUAUCCCACGUGUAGAGAGCUUGCUAUUGUCUUGAAUUUCCCCCCUUCGACCGGUGGUACGGUUACAGUAAAAGCCCCUUUUUUUUAAUCCUGUUACAUGUCUGGCUCUUUGGCUUCAGCCACACCCUUUAACUCGAGGUCAGUAAACAUUUCAUUAAUGGAAACAAAUCAGCCAUAAGUUCACCACCUCAGGUCAAAAAGAGUAAUCAAACACAUGAUUUGGGCAACUUUUAACGUGCAUCUUACUUUGCAAACUAUGCAGACCAAGUCAGGACAGUGCCUGUACAUUUCCCGCUGUUCUUUAGGGUCAGGGUGGCUCUUAAUAAGCAGCUUUUGGAGGUCAUGCGGGGGUGCUAAGCGGCAGAGAUGCAAGCAUCCCAUUGGCUGAUAAUGUAAUUUCCUGCUUGUUUGCCUGUAGGCUUUAAAACUCACUGUUUCACAUCACUUAAAGUGGCUUGGUUUACCUAAAAUUAAUACUAACAUGGGCCAUGCACAUUUCUAUUGAUUACAUAAUCAUAAUAACAGUUUCCAUCUAGCUUCUGCUUUUUCUCACUGCUUCAAAAAGCUAAGCAACAAUGCUCAUGUUUCCAUCAUUCAGUGUCGCCAUGCUUUUGUCUGCUUCCAAAAUAAGCAUGUUGUUACGAGCUAGUAUUACCCACAAGAAGCUGGUUUUCGUCUCCUGUGGCUGCAGCAGCCAUCGUUCUCACUUAGGAAUGCUGAUAGUGCUAGCAGGCUGCUGUUAGAGUCGCUGCUUGUAGAAAAGUUAAAUAAUAACAUCGUCCCUUAAUUUUAAAAGCACAUCACUGUGCUUUAAAUCUAGUUUGUGACUAAAAACAAAGAAUAAAUACAUUUUGAAAAGCAAAAAUAUUUCAAAGAGAGACUUAACUCCAAUGUGACAUCGCUUUGCUAAGCGGAGCUCCUUUUUCUUGCAAAAAUGCAAAGUGAGAAAAACAUGUAAAUGUACAUGUAUCUGCUUAUUACCCAACAUAGGCUGCUUUUAGAUUAGUUUGAGGCCAGAGCUGUGAGCUGACGAAAGCAGCACAUACUGUAUGUAAACACUGGCACUGAAACAACACUUGUCUCACUGAAUGCAGUUUAAAUUUAAAUUGAAUCGACCCGAUGAGACCAAUCAUGAUCUCUAAGACCACAUUUGGAAACGGCUGUUUGAAAAAAUGAGAACUGAAUGCAAACAAAAUGUUGACAUCUUUCUUUUUUUUUUAAACUCAACUGUCCUGUGGUUUAGUAGAAGAGGCCACGUCCUGCUGAUUUUAUUUUUAGUGCCUUGGUUUUGAUCUUGUAUGUUGUUUUUAGACUACAUCACAUUUUCUAAAUAGAGGCUACUACUCAACACUGUAGUUGUGAUUUUUUUUUUUUUUUUUUUUUGAAGGUAUGUUUUAUUUACUUUUGAGGAAACUCAUCGAGCAGUGUUCGCACUGAAUAAAGCUAUGUCUCAUUUUGGUCAAAAUAUUUUCACUUUUUAGCCGGCAUGCCUUGUAUGAACACAUUAGUAAUACUAAUGAAUAAUGAAUGCAGAAAAUCAAGGGCAUAAUGUCAAAAACAUCAUAGAUAGAAGGUUGAAUUCGUUAGCUAAAAAGUGAAAAUUCUUUGCCAUUGUGUCCAGUUGCUUCGAAGGUUGUAAAUGGAUUUCUUAAUCUAUUUAAUUCACUCCGCAGAUGUGUGUAUAAUUUAAUUACCAUUGUUGUAUAAUAUUUUAACUGUAUUUAUGUGGUCUGCGUUCUGUGUAAAUUGAGGACGACGUGCACACACUCUGCAUAACACAUUUGAUGGUCCUCAACUUUUUUUUGUGUAUGCAGUUUCCUUUAAAUGACCUGUGAACCACUUUUGUCAUGAAGAAUAAAAACAAGCCAACACUGUA
This is a messenger RNA of Plectropomus leopardus (leopard coralgrouper), 5419 nucleotides long. The record is from RefSeq and is a predicted model, not a curated record. Lineage: Eukaryota; Metazoa; Chordata; Actinopteri; Perciformes; Serranidae.